Messenger RNA from Spodoptera littoralis (African cotton leafworm), 1605 nucleotides. The record is from the annotation of a GenBank genome assembly. NCBI's taxonomy places the organism in Eukaryota, Metazoa, Arthropoda, Insecta, Lepidoptera, Noctuidae.
AUGGGUGAAUGGAUAGAACUCUCUAAAUACCCGCAACCAACACAAACUGGUCAGUGUAACCGUGUUAAAUAUGAGCUGUCAGAAAGUCCUUAUGGCGAAAUAUCCGUAUUGAACAGCCAAGUUGUUAAUGAAGAACUAGCAACGAUAUCAGGAGUGGCUAAUGCCAGCAUUGAUGGAACAGGAAAGUUGGAAGUUCAUUACAAUAAUGUAAAUGGAGUAUCAGACUAUUAUGUCCUCGCAGUCAAAUAUGACGAAUAUGCUCUUAUGUACAGCUGCUCCAAUUCAGGAAACGGAUAUCGACGAGUCGGCAGUUGGGUGCUUAGUAGAACAGGGACUCUGAGCGCAACGGCCAAUACAGCAAUUGAUCAAGUCAUAAGCCAAACAAAAGGUCUAAUUAAAGAGUAUUACCUACCCACAAGUCAAAGUUCUGCAUCGUGCUUCCACUAUCCAAAGUUUGAUGAACCACAGCAAUUCAUCGAACUGCCUGGCCCCUGCGACACCAGCAUCAGAGGUAUUCCGGACUUCAACGUCUCUGCUUAUGAAGGCACAUGGAUAGAAGUCGCUAGAUACCCACAGCUGAUGCAAGCUGGACAGUGUAACCGUGCUAGUUAUACUCCAAUUGCUGGAGGCGCCGUUUCUGUGAUGAACAGCCAAAUUAUAAAUGGAGAAAUGACCACUUUACAAGGAACAGCCGUUGUUGCACGCGAUGAUGGAACUGGGGAGUUCGAAGUUUCUUUUAAUGUUAAUAAUGAGAUCAGGCGAUCCAACUACUACGUACUGGCAACCAACUACCUCAGUUAUGCACUUGUAUACAGCUGCGUCAAUGUAGACAACGGAAACAAACAACGAGUUGGCAGCUGGAAACUAAGUAGAUCCGGAACACUGACUGCCCAAGACAUUGCUGCUAUUGAUGCAGUGGUUAGCAGAACUCAAGGUCUCCAUGAAGACUAUUACCAGACCACGGAUCAGAGUGCUGAAACGUGUUUCUAUUAUCCCAACAUUGCUCUAAAUGAUGACAUCAUAUUACCUGGCCAGUGUGAUCAGACCGUUUCCGGAAUUCCGGACUUCGACGUGAAUCAGUUCCAAGGAAACUGGUACCAGAUUAAAAGAUACGAUCCUGUAACAACCACUUGUGUUGGUGGAAGAUUUACUCCAGAAUCCGACAGCAUCAACAUUAUUUCAUAUGAAGUGGUAAAUGGAGAAUUAUCAAUUAAGGAAGGCACAGGCAGAAUCAAUACUACUAAUAAUUUCGGUCAAAUAACUGUAAUCUUGCCAGUUGCGGGCUCAGAAGAAAGUGCUGAUACCAUAGUCUAUAUACUGGCUACAGACUACACCAGUUACGCGUUAGCGUAUAGUUGCACCAACGUAAAUGCCUUUCAACGACAAAUUCGUGCUUGGCAGUUGAGUCGUGGAAGGACUAUGUCACCAGAUGGAGAGACAGCCAUCGCAGGUGUGAUACAACAAAGACAAGAGCUCCAUGAACCGUAUUUCAGAACAGUUGAACAAAAUGAUAACUGUCAAGAACCCAAUUUCAGUUCAGCAUUUUUAUUCAAAAGCAGUAUUGUUGUACUCUGUGUAUGCGCCAUAUUUCAAUUAUUUUUGUAA